GACACUUGCCCCUCCCCUGGGCUCCGGGAAUGCUGGGUUGUUUACAUUACUGGCACACGGGUCAGUCCGGAGUGCGGUGAUGAGAAGGGCCUAGUGGAGGGACUGCCUGAAAACACGUACACAUCCUGACCGGCUCUGCAGCACAGUCUCUCUCUCCGCAAAAAUUUUGUAGCGCUCAGGUAACAGUGUCACGCAGCAAGAGAGGCCCGCCCGAUCGACUUCUUGGAGCGACCCUGGAGAGGACGGGAAAUUAAAAACAAAAACAAAGACAGCCGCCAUAACCAUCAGGAGAAACUUUCGGCGUGAAGAAGGAAUAGCUUAGCAACAGAGUCCCACUUCCUGAGGUGCAAAGGAUUAAGCUCCUAACACCAUGGAUAUGGACACGCAGCCACAGAGACAGCAAGCAGCCGUGCCAGUCUUUCAACCCCAGAAACCAUUGCAACCAGAUAUGGGCCAUAAUUCACUGGCAAACUUCCAGAUUGAGAAGAAGAUUGGACGUGGCCAGUUCAGUGAGGUGUACUGUGCAAGGUACCUGUUAGACAACACAUCAGUGGCCCUGAAGAAAGUCCAGAUAUUCGACUUGAUGGAUGCCAAAGCUCGGCAAGAUUGCAUCAAAGAGAUAGAUCUCCUAAAGCAAUUGAACCACCCCAAUGUGAUAAAGUACCACGCAUCUUUUAUUGAAGACAAUGAGCUGAACAUAGUCUUGGAGCUAGCAGAUGCAGGGGACCUCUCACGUAUGAUCAAGCACUUUAAGAAGCAGAGGAGGCUUAUCCCAGAGAGAACGGUGUGGAAGUACUUUGUCCAGCUCUGCAGUGCGCUCGAACAUAUGCACUCCCGGAGAGUCAUGCACAGAGAUAUCAAACCAGCCAACGUAUUCAUCACAGCCACAGGAGUAGUGAAGCUAGGAGAUUUGGGACUGGGACGAUUCUUCAGCUCCAAAACAACCGCCGCUCACUCGCUAGUGGGUACUCCUUACUACAUGUCACCGGAGAGGAUACAUGAAAACGGAUACAACUUCAAAUCUGACAUCUGGUCGCUAGGAUGCCUGCUCUACGAGAUGGCAGCCCUACAGAGUCCGUUCUAUGGGGAUAAGAUGAACCUUUACUCUCUUUGUAAGAAGAUAGAACAGUGUGACUACCCCCCUCUUCCCUCAGAUCACUAUUCAGAGGAGCUGAGGAACUUGGUAGAUAUGUGCAUCAAUCCUGACCCGGAGAAGAGGCCGGAUAUCACCUACGUGUACGACAUUGCCAAACACAUGCAGAACAUGACACAGGGCUGCUAAGCCCAGAGUUACGCACACACUAUCGCUUGCAGAAGUCCUCCCCACUUCUCUCCUUGCUCUUCAUGCUGGACUCGUCCAAAUCUAUCAGCUUUUAUACAAUAACUAACCCCAGAGUUUAUCUCCUUGUGAUAAGUAGUACAUGUAACAGAUUUGGAUUUUCGGGGUGAUGGCGAUGACUUACGCCCAAACCUGUCUGGCCUUGGAUAAAGAUUAAAGAGAUUAUACUUUUCUGUCAGAUGGACCUCCCAUUCCUUAGACUUUAACAAUAUUACAGCACUGAAAAUCAGCGUGUUGUAACUCAGAGAUGUGUUUAUAUGGCUUCGAAAUGCAUGUCCUCUGUCUUUUCAUGUGGUUUAGUAAAGCUGUUCUUCAGCAGCUGUUAUGAGCAGAUGUUUAAAGCAUAUAUACUGGAAAAUCAUAACCAACAUUAUUAUUAAAAAAAACGGUAACAUUAAAUCUUUAGUGCAGGACUUUACAUAUAAAUGAACAUUCAAGUUCUUGAUAAACAAGUUCACGCAAUGCUGAUAAAGCCCCUCACCGCCAGAUAAAAUCUCUCUGUAUUUCUCAGCAUACCAGAGUUUUAAAAUUUCAUUACUCUCAUUGCCAGAAGGAGGAGACAAAACUUCCUCACUGCAGGUUUAAGUGUUACCUGUUGCCUAUUCUUUAAACAAUUAGUCAGUACAUCAUUAAAAUGACCUUGUAGCCUUUGAGAACAGAGGGAAAACCAGAGUGAAGAGAUUUUCACUCGAUCGCAGCAAAACUGAGAGACAUAACAGAGUGUUAUUGGUGGUUGAAGUGUUGUUGUGUUGCACUUUUUUACCCUGGUACUGGAAGGCUGGCAGGGUGAUCAUGUAUAAUGAAUGUGUUAGGAAAGCGAAAAGGGAGGAUCGUUUUGAGGGUAGACUAGAGAUGUGCUUGGGGGAGAACAUGGGCAAAUGUCUCCACAAUACUUUGAAUGUAAGUCAUUCUGACACCUAUGUAUUGUCUUUGAAAAAUUCAGAAUGUCUCUUUUUUGACAGCCUUGAAGGAGUUGUAGAAGCUGUAACAAAAGCAGUUUUAUGUGUGCUGUUUACCUUAGUCACUGACACCAAAAACAUUUCCUCUUCCUUGGUUCAGCUUAAGCAAGUUAUACUGCUAUCAUAUAUUGUGAGAUUUUUUUUAAUGGCCUUUAAAAUCACAAGGAAGACAUGAAAAAAAAAAAAAAAGUCAAAGUCAAAACACCUAGUUGUUGUCAUAGUCCAGUGGAUGCAUUUGACCCACCAGAAAGGUUGUCUGUGUGGACAAAACUGUUGUGAUUGUUCAUGUUGCUGUGUGAGUUUGCAGUGUCGUAUUCUUAGUAAGAAAUAUUCUUAGUAAGUAACAAAUAUGUGGAAGGGAUAUAGCAGAUCCUUGCCUUGUGUAGCCGUCCACAUUAUGAGUAAAUCACAGUGUAACUACCUAGCUUACGUCCUCAGUUAAGAUACCAAAGAGAAAAGUCACAGAUACAGAGAGAGUGCAGUAAAUUAAAUAUAUAUAUAAAGGUACCCAUUUAUGAAAACUGAAUCAAAGUACUGAAAAGAAAAAACGAGCACCAAUGGGACUCAUGUUGUUUUACUGUACAUAGCGAUGACGUCCCUACUGUAUAGUAUACUGUCGGGUUUUAGUGACCCUUUAUUCUUUUGGAGGAAGCAAACAGUGGUUCAUGUGUGUAUAUGUGUAAUUUUAUUAUUAUUUUUUUUUUAUAGUGAAUAGGUUUACACCAGUGGGUCACAAACGACCAGCACUGACCGCCACUGGUUUACAUAGUGACAGUGAUGCCACUUGAAAGAUAUAAUGAGUAAAGGUUUUAUUUCAUUGUCUUCUAAAUUCUAUUUCAACAUUAUCAAAUGUUAACUUUUCAUUCAAAUUACUGUACGUCUACACCCAUGUUUCUCAUGUUUUUCCGUUUUAUAAAUUUAGUUUACAUCCCAUAAAGAACCUCCAAAAGAAAUUGGUAAUAUUUCAACAGCAAAAUUCCAAAAAUGCUUAGUCGUAUGUAUUGGCUCACAAGAUAAAUUCACAUUAAUGCUCUUUCACAACCUUAAAGCCCCAUCAUCAGUCAUAUAGAAAAGAGUCCAGAAAAGAAAAGAAGAGACGUUUAUGGCUGUUACUCUUCCAUGUGAUGUCAGUCAACAUUGCAGUGUGAUUUUUUUUUUAAUGUAAAAGCAAAUUUAAAACAAAAUGCAUAAGUCUUGCUUUCAUGUGUCACCUUGUUAGUUAAGAACAUGCAACAUGCAGUGUAUGCUCAGGCUGCAUUGCCUUGAAUUACAUCAGUGCAGUAGAGAUUUUGUUUUCUGUUUAUGCAUUGAAGUGGAGAUCCACUUUAUAUUUUUUACUUGACUCUUUUUACUCCUCACUAGGGGGCGUUUAUAACACACAGUGCUAAGUCACUUUUUAGAUUACGGCCAUUUCUUGGCAGGGGUUUGUUGUGUUUUUUGUCUUUCUCUAACAUGUGACAGUGCUCUCCUGUGUUGUCAAGCUGUUAAUGAAGAGUCCAGGGCUUUUCCACAAAGUCAGCAAUUGGAAUGAAUAUUUAUUGUUUUGGUAGUUUGGUUGUUUUCUGAACAUUUCAUGUCAAAUUAAAGAUCCUUUCCACCAAUGCCUUAUAUGCUAACUACAUGCAAUAAAGCUUUUAAAUUUC
Molecule: messenger RNA, 3941 nt
Organism: Scatophagus argus
Lineage: Eukaryota; Metazoa; Chordata; Actinopteri; Scatophagidae
Gene: nek7
Product: NIMA-related kinase 7
Exons: 10
Coding region: 371-1282 (303 amino acids)
Biological process (GO): protein phosphorylation
Molecular function (GO): protein kinase activity; ATP binding
Source: RefSeq, a predicted model, not a curated record